Molecule: messenger RNA, 441 nt
Organism: Closterium sp. NIES-65
Lineage: Eukaryota; Viridiplantae; Streptophyta; Zygnematophyceae; Desmidiales; Closteriaceae
Source: the annotation of a GenBank genome assembly
AUGAUCCCGCACUGUCACAUCCUAACCCCUCUCCCUUGGCCCCCAAUUCCCUGGUGGGCGGGCAGGCAGCAGGAGGGGGAGGUGCGGCAGCUGCAGCGGGAGGUGCAGGAGGCGCGCGCAGCCAGGGACGCCACGGCGGACGAGUUGCUGCGCGUGUCCCAGCGCCUACUGGCGCUCGAGAAGGAGCAAGUGGCGGUGCCGGCACUGGAAGCGGAGCUGGCGGGGUUGAGGGCGCGGCACGAGGUGGCGCUGGUGAUGGUGGGCGAGCGCAACGAGCGCGUGGACGAACUCGAGGCCGACCUGGCGGAUGUCAGGGCGCUCUACAAGGAGCAGGUCGCGCUGCUCGCCGGGCAGGUGGACCCAGCCAAGUGGCCACAGGGCUACCGCAUCUGCCUCUUCUGCCCGCACUGCGCCAAGACCCAGCGCUCUCACCCCAAAUAG